Messenger RNA from Brassica rapa (field mustard), 5120 nucleotides. RefSeq names its product protein S-acyltransferase 10. Gene Ontology annotation, molecular function: protein-cysteine S-palmitoyltransferase activity. NCBI's taxonomy places the organism in Eukaryota, Viridiplantae, Streptophyta, Magnoliopsida, Brassicales, Brassicaceae. Gene Ontology annotation, biological process: protein targeting to membrane; peptidyl-L-cysteine S-palmitoylation. The record is from RefSeq and is a predicted model, not a curated record. Gene Ontology annotation, cellular component: Golgi apparatus; endoplasmic reticulum.
UUGAAGUUUAUUUGAUAAUUAAUAAUUUACAAUGCAAUCCACGCCAUCUUUAAUGUAAACCUUGCUGGAGACGGAAGUGUCUGUUGCCGUUGAGAAAAUAGUAAACAUUCCACGCCAUUAUAUGACUACCAUAAGACGCCAUGCAUGUUGCACGUUUUUGUCAAUUUACUCUGAAAGUACUUAUUCAAAAUCUUAAUUGUUUCUGAUUCUUACUUUUCCAUCCAGGGUAAUUCAACAAAGGAGGCUGACCCUAAGUUGAAGACUUGAUGCUUAUAUCUGAACUCAAAAUAAAGUAGUGAGGAUUUUAAGUGUGAUUUGCAGAAACCUAGUCAACACUGUAGAUCAUAUUUUGCAGCCAUGUAGAGACUAGAGAGAAAGGUUGAACUCAAACGUGAGUAUUAUUAUAAUUUAAUUUCUUUACAUAUUAUUUUCCCAUUUAGUUGCUUAGUGUUAUUUUAAUGAGACACUGAUAUUAAAGAAAGAAUGAAGCAUGUUGAUAAUCUGUCUGUAGAGCAAGAGAUCUGGUACAGUUAAGAGUUUUGAUAUAUUUUGAAAGUAUUUAAGAAAUAUAUUUGGGUAAAAAGAGAGGUAACGUGUGUUGUGCAUGAAUUUAUGGCAAUGGUGGUGGACCGGAGAAGGUUAAUGCAGCCAGAGAGAAGUAAAUACAUAUGGGUGUGCAAUAGUUCUUCGCUUCCCACCCAUACUAACCAGACAAAAAAAAAGAAUCUGGUUUUUACUAAGCUCUGGUGUUACAAUGUGGCAUUAAAAGGUUUCACUUGAGAAUCUUCAAUGGGGAGAGAGAGAGAGAGAGAGAGAGAGAGAGCGGUCAUUAGGGUUCAUGACUGGCUUGAGGUUUUCAAAAGCAGAAAGAUAGAGAGAGAGAAAGCAGUAAGACCAUUAAUAGUUGCAGGCGGCCAGUGUCCCCAUCUCCUUCUGCGAGAUUCCCUCAUAUUUAUUAUAGAGAGCAUCUUCGAUGUUGUUUUAACUUCUUCCUCCAAUCUUUUUUGGUUAUAGUAUAUAUUAUUUUUAAAAAUGUUAUGAACCUCAAGAAGGAAAGGCAUAGGAACAGACAAAGGAGUUUUGGUUCUCAUUGCAUAGCCAGUUUAGUUUGAAUCGAUGGAUACAUGUGUAAUGGAAGUUAAAAUAAGGAGAGAGAGUAAAGAGAGAGAGAGUGAAGAGGGUGGUGACCUAGCUUUUGUGCAUUGGUAGUAGAUGUGGUUUUAAUGCUCCAUACCUUCCAUUGCCUUCUCUCAUCAUACCCCUAAUUUAAUUCCCUCUCUCCUUUAUAACUCCCACCACAGACAUUCUCACUUUCUCCUCACACUUCCCCUCACACUGUCCAUCUUUCUUUAUUUUCAUCUAUAGGCUUCCUCUCAACCAGCACGAAAGAGUCCCCUUUGAUAUUGGCCUGGUUCAUUCAGAUCUUCUUGAACCAUAUAUGCAUUCUCUUUGAUAUCUGAUUGAGCCGCGCCAAUAUCUCAGUGCUCUCUCGUAGAUCUACCUCUGUUUUUGUUUCUUGUAGAUCAUCUACCUCUUAUAUUAAUUGAGUUUUGCUUAUGUGUGUUGAAAAUGGAGAAACUCUGUUGAUGGUUUUAUUGAUGCAAACUCUAUAAAGGUAACUGAUCUUGCUUAUAACUUUCAGAUUCUUUAGAUUCAAGUCAACUACCAGAUAAUAUAGUGUCUCUCCAUGGAAGCCUUACCCUUUCUUCCCAUCCAAGGUACCCCUAGCUUCGGUCCCAAGUAUAAAUCUCUUCCACUGCUUGUGAUUCGCUUUGCUUUAUAUAAUCUAUGGAUCCUUUUAGAAUGUAUAUUUCUUACUACUUUCCAUGAAAUAAGUUGAGAGAAUGUCAGCUAGACUGAUGAUGUUGUUUAUGAGUAAAGUUGCAGGUUAUUAGGGUUAACUAGUUACAUAUACAAAAGUCACAAAGCGGCCGGUGAGUUUGCUUAAAAGCACAAUGGUGUUAUGUAGAUGUCACAAGCACAGGAGAGGUAGAAUUAGAAACAAUGGCAAACUUUAGAGUUAGUUCAUGGGAAUUAAUGGGAGAGAAUCUGACGAGCACGAGCAUGCAUAUAAGAUGAGGCUAUUCUAGGCAGCUUGUCUCCUCACAACCACUCCUUUCGCCACCGCCUCUUUGAGUGCUCUAAACGCUCUCCUUCCCUACACCACUAGCAAUGGUCAACUUUAAACAAAGGAUUUAACAUUUGCACCCAAAAGAAAAACUUAAAACAAGGUUUCGAAUUGAAAUGUGUUUAUCUCUUAGCAGGUGAGCUCUGUAGUAAGCUUGGAUUUUAAUGGCGGCAAUGUCUUUUUUAGUUGUGAUAUUUCUGUGAGAUCGGCUAAGAAGUUUCCUCCUUACAAUCUUUUGGGUUGGCCAUGUUGGGAAAGCCUUGUCUUCUGCUUUGGUUUUGUUUUAAUAAACAGAAACGUGGAGAAGGAAACGUAAACAGUAAAUAAAAGUGAAGACGUUGGCUUUAAGGGAACGAGAUGAUGUGCUCUCCAUUUUUAUUUGUUUAUCUUAAGAUUCUUAACGAACGAACGUGCUCGCAUGCUCGUUUCUUUCUAGUUUCUACUUGAUUAUGUUUGCCUUUUGUUUACUACUUUUGAAGACAAGAAAAGUGUUUGGUCUUCUUUUUACAUUUACUUAAUAGUCCUGUCAACAAAAUAAAGGAAGGAAGCUUCUUUAGAUUUUUGACUUGAACCGGAGUUGAAGACGAUCAUUAUAUACUUUAUUUAUUAUUUUGUUUUUAAUCACGUUAAAGUUUUUUUAUAUUUUCCAGUAAAGUUUACCAUCAAUUUUUUUAUAUAUUUCAAUUUAUAUUUUAGUUUUUAACUAAAAUGCAUUUAUCAAAAUGUAAAAAAAAACAAUAUUUCAAAUACAAAAUAGAGCAUCAAUUUAAAUUCGACGAAUUUUUAUAUAAGUAAAUUUAAAUAUAUAUAAACAACUCACAAAGUGACACAUAUUUUUGAAUCUCAUAAUUUUAUUGGAGUUUAGAAAAAUAUAUUUUAAAUUUUUUAAUUAUUUUAAUACUGAGUACUUAGGCAGAAAUCCAAGUGCUAAUGCUUAUAUUUCAAACUAAUUAAAUUAAAACACUUUAAAGAAAAUUCAUUGUUCUUAUUUUCGAGUAUUUAAUAGACAUGGAAAUGAUACGCAAAUAGAUUGGACGAAACCCAGCUCAGUAUUAUCAUAGGCUCUAAAGUCUAAAACAAACAAAAAAUAGAUUUAUUUUAUAUGUAUUUUAGUACUUUUUUCCUUUUAUAUAUUUUUAAUAAAUCUAUAUAAUAAAUGCCAACAAAAUAAAGGAAGGGAGAUUUACAACUAUAAAUACUCUCUUCGAACAAGAGGAAGAGAAAUAGUUUCUAUAAAUAACACUUUCAUCUUUUAUAUUUUAUUUAAUUGUCUUAACUCAACAGAAGAUUUCUUUAGAUCGAUUGAAAACUAUAAAUACGAUACUAUUAACUUUGUCUCAAAAAUCACUUGAUCAUAAGUAGAGUUUUUUUUUUAUAUAUUCCAUAUAUUUGUUCUCAGUCCAGUUGAAAUUUAGACUCAACAGACUCUAACUCAACCAUCAGAACAUAAUUAGGAAACCGUCGUAUCGUUUUGAUAAGUUGUCUGGCCGCUAGAUUUGGAUUUCAAGUCCGUUCAUCCUCCCCAAGUUGAAAUCGGCUUCUCGGAACCAUUUUGCAUAAAUAACUAAAUCUAAAGGCCCAUAGCUUUCCAAGUUUUCUAUAUGGGCCUAAUUUUCAAAAAUAGGCCCAACUAAAGUAAGAUGUUCAAACACAAUCUGUUUUCAUCUCCAUCGUCUUGUUUGCGGCUCAAGAGAAAUUCAGGCAAUGGCCAACUAAUAAUCUCUACUCGCUCUGUCGAGUUUGGACAGCAAGUCUUCAAGAUUGCAUCUUAUUCUGUCUUGGUGCGCGAUUCUCCCUGUCUCUCUCUCUUCCAAUGUUUGCCUGAGAGAGAGAGAGAGAGUCAACCAUGGGCGUUUGCUGUCCUGUUAUUCGAACCAGGGACCGUCUUCUCCUGAACCUUCCUUGCCUCUCUGAUCCUGUAGGAAGAUCUUCUCUGUUUCUGAAAUUGGCACUAGUUGCUCUCCACCUCGUCUUCAUCGGCUUCCUUCUCGUUUGCGAUGCUCAAUUCAUCGAGAAAACUAGGCUACAUCCAUGGUACAUGUCCUCUUACUUCUUCUUCUUCUCUGCCACACUUGUCCAGUAUUUCGUCACUUCUGGCUCUUCGCCUGGGUAUGUUAUUGAUGCAAUGAGGGAUGUUGACGAAACCAAUGCAAUAAUGUACAGAAACGCACCUACCACAUCUUUCGAAGGCAUACAACAUGCUUCCAGAAAAACUGGGAGCGUAGUGAUUACUGUCGAAGGAGAAUCAGCAUCAGGUGGCAGAAGGACUCCAAGUUCCUGGCAGAAGAUGGUUAUGGACUUGUACCCUCCUGGAACCUCUUUAAGAAAUUUGACAUGCGGGUAUUGCCAUGUGGAGCAGCCUCCGCGAGCCAAGCAUUGUCAUGACUGUGAUCGAUGUGUUCUUCAGUUUGAUCAUCACUGUGUUUGGUUGGGAACUUGUGUUGGCCAGAAGAACCAUUCUAAAUUCUGGUGGUACAUAUGUGAAGAGAGUGCUCUAUCCAUCUGGACACUCAUCAUGUACAUUGACUUCCUGACUAACGUAGCCAAGCCUUGGUGGAAGAAUGCAAUUAUCAUACUACUCCUUGUCGUAUUGGUGAUCUCCUUGAUAUUUGUGCUGCUUCUUUUGCUUUUUCACAGCUACCUCAUUCUGACGAAUCAAAGCACUUAUGAACUUGUGAGACGAAAACGUAUUCCAUACAUGAGGAAUAUGCCGGAACGAGUGCAUCCUUUUAGCAGAGGAAUCAAGAGGAAUCUAUACAACGUCUGUUGCGGCAACGAUACUCUAGACUCGUUGCCCACUGCCUACGAACUUGAGGAUAGAUCAAGAUCCUACACUUGCUUAGAUAUGCUGAAAUGUCGCUGUUGCUAAGUUUUUUUUUUCUUUUUUGGGGGUUUGAUCAGUGAAGGUAACAUGUUUUGUCUUAAAAUAUGAGUGAAGUUGUAUACAUAUAUACACAUGGACUCCAGUGAAUAAAAAUAAAAACUAAUCAUA